Molecule: messenger RNA, 3600 nt
Organism: Malassezia globosa CBS 7966
Lineage: Eukaryota; Fungi; Basidiomycota; Malasseziomycetes; Malasseziales; Malasseziaceae
Exons: 1
Coding region: 1-3600 (1199 amino acids)
Biological process (GO): error-free translesion synthesis; error-prone translesion synthesis
Cellular component (GO): nucleus
Molecular function (GO): deoxycytidyl transferase activity; DNA-directed DNA polymerase activity; damaged DNA binding
Source: RefSeq, a predicted model, not a curated record
AUGCCAUGCUCGACGCCGCCGUCCAGCUUUCCUUGCAGCGAUGAGAGUGUCUUGCUGGAGGCACUAGAACAAGUUGAACGCCAAGAUGCCUUUGAUGUGUACGAGGAUCCGUGGCCUGCGUCUUCGCCACAACAAGCGUCAUUGCAGGACCAGCCGUUGGCACAGGAGGAGCGGACAGCGUGCGAAACAUGUCCAGCUCUGGAACCAGCACAUUCAUCAAGGCCGACAUCCCUGUUGACGUCGCGACUGCCACACGCGUCGCCGCCCACGAACGCGGGUCGACGCUUGGCUGGUGGUGAUACCACGUACCUUGAGACGGAUGCGUACCGAGCCAUUCCGUUUGGUGAUUUUGGCACAUACAUGAAAAAUAAGCGACUCAAAUUACAGGUGCAGGAAGCAAGUUUGCUUGAGGACGAGCCUGCUGGCUUGGAAUCCGACGCGCUACGAGGAUGCUCGAUCUAUAUCACUGGCCGAACGGAUCCGCCCUAUAAAGAGCUGCGUCGGAUGAUUGUGCUCCAUGGCGGUCAAGUGCUCACGUAUCUGGAUCAUAAGCGUGCAUGUACUCACAUCGUAGCCAGCACCCUUCCUCCGAAGAAAGUGGCAGAGUUUCGGGCGUACAAGGUGGUGUCGCCAGCAUGGGUCCUUGAAAGCUGUCGCAUGCGCCAGCGAGCGAACUGGACGCAGUUUAGGCUAGGAGGUACGCACACAACACCUUGGACGACAGUGUUCGAUGCCAAGCGUGCCAACGAGCCUUCGUCCACGGCCAACGACGCGUGUGAUACAGUGCCGGCGGACGCUAUGACACCACAUACCGUGGCCACCGCGACGUCGAAGAACGCAGCAGGACUGAGCCGUCCGGAUGAGCCUGCAAGUUGUUGCUCCCUAUUUCCCACGACUACGAAUCAACGGGCGGCUGAGCUGCUCCGAUCCGAGGCAUGGCGUGCGAAGAACACAGCCGCUAGUCGCGACUUUCUUGCGGGCUUUUAUGCGAACAGCCGCCUACAUCAUUUAAGCACGUGGAAAAACAGCUUGCAGGACCUUGUGGCGAGUGCUGUGAGCGAGUCGGGCACACCACCACGUGGACGAAGCACCGAUCUACCGCGCACCAUCGUGCACAUUGACUUUGACAGCUUUUUCGUGAGUGUAAGUCUGCGAGCGAAGCCUGCAUGGCGCGACAAGCCAGUGGCCGUGUGCCACGCGACGCUGACAGGGACAGACGGGUCGUCCAGCACGUCGGAUGUGGCGUCAUGCAAUUACGUAGCCCGUCGGUACGGCGUCAAAAAUGGGAUGAGCCUGCGUCAAGCGCGGCACCUGUGCCCGUCUAUUCUACCUGUGCCAUAUGCGUUUGAUGCAUACUAUCAAGUGUCGCUGCAGUUUUACGCUGUGCUUUUGCACGUCGCAGACGUGCUGCAGGUCGUGAGUGUGGAUGAAGCGCUGCUCGAUGCAACGGACCUGCUUCGUGCGCUGUGUGAGGCGCAAGCAUCGGAGCGAUUCGCAUGGCCAACGAGCGAUGCGAUCCUCUCUCGACUCGAGGCGCAGUUCCGCCUGCAUCUAGCGCGACAUGCCGGUGUGCAGCCGGCACACGCCCUGGGCGAAGCACUACGCGACGUGAUUCGACUCGAGACACAGUGUGAAGCGAGUGUGGGUAUCGGAGCGAAUAUCCUGCAAGCGCGCCUGGCUACGAGGCAAGCGAAGCCGUGUGGCGUGUAUGUACUGGACCGUGUGGAAGAACACAUGCAGAUGUUGGAUGUGCGAGAUAUAUGGGGCGUCGGUUUUAGUCUGCGAGAGCGGCUGCUAGCGUGGCUCGGAACAACAUGCAUUGGGGAUAUCUGCCAGCGCACGGAUGAAGCCCACAUGAUCCAGCAGUUUGGGCCGAAGCAUGGACGUGCGCUCUGGCAAAAGUUCCAUGGGCAUGACACACACGUGCUCCAAGCCACACGGGAGCGUCAGAGUGUUGGUGCGCAUGUGAACUGGGGCGUCCGACUGCACGACGACACAGAAGUCCGUCGGUUUCUUCAGGACGUGUGUGCGGAAGUGAUGCGGCGUGCGUCGCACAUGCACGUAUCGGCGGCGACACACGUCCAGCUCCAGGUCAUGCAGCGGGCCGACGAGGCAGGUGAAUCGCCCAAGUUCUUGGGGCAUGGCUUGUGCCGCACGUUUCAUCGGUCGAUCCGGCGGCGCGUGUACGAUCGCUCGUCGCUGUAUGCGGCAGCGUGGCCCCUUUUGCAGAAGCUCCAGAUCCCCGCUGUCGAUGUGCGCGGGAUUGCGCUUAGUGUUUCAGGCUUGGAGCGCGGAUCGACGCGUUCAUCGUGGCCUUGGGAGAGCAGGGAGAAGCAUCGACCGGCCUCAGAAGCCGGCUUGUCGGAGUCCAAGAGCACGAGCGAUUUCGAGUCUCGCCAGCAUCAGCCGUCGCCGGCGCAUGAGGACCAAGCCUUGCUGACCACGGACGCAACAUCUACCGCCGAGCGCCACGUCGACGUGCAGCGCAGUGCUGAACCACGCAGUACGCCAUGUACUGCCCAUGGAGCGUGUGCGUCGCCCAAGACGCCAGUGGCUCUUCCUGCCCCGUCGCCGUCUCAGUUUCAGGUGCCCUCUUCCUCCCAGCUGGAUUCCAGUGUCAUGGCUGAUCUGCCGACGCAGAUGCGCGAGUACAUUGAGCGUGUGCUCGAGCAGCGAAGGCCUCCGGCGUCGCCAAUCCCAGAUGCGACGCCACAACAGGCGUCAUCCAGCACACCUACGACGCCAUCGAAGCGCCGUCGCUCGCUGACCAAGCAGUCGUCCAGCACGCCCGUGACGCCGACAAAGCAUCGCUCGCCAACAAAGCACUCAUCCAGCACGCCAGCCACGCCGUCUAGGCAGUCGCGACUGCCCAUGUACUUUUCUCCUCGGCGCGAAAAGCAGCGCGAGGUGGACCUGGCCUCACUCGGCAUUGACCAGGACGUCUUUGAUGCGCUGCCGCCCGAGAUCCAAUCCGAUGUGCUUGCUGAACGCACCGCGUACCAAGCCCUGCGUCCACGACACCAGGCGCCUGUGCAAGGCCGGCAAACCGUCGCUGCGCACAGGCGACAGGCUGCCGAGUGCGCUCUGAUGCACGAGGCGCGGAUCCGAGUAGAUGCCGGCGCCUCUGAACACACAGAUCCAUACGUUCACGCAGCCUUGCGACUGGGUCUGCACCUUGACGCCGACAAGGAGGACGUCGUGGGAGAACGCGUCGGCCCCUAUGAACUCGCACCUUUGCAUCCCCGUGCCUCGCUUGUCGAAUGCCCCCCAUCUGCCGUGGCGAGUGUGCAUGGCUUUCAUGUGCAUCAAUCCCUCGAUAGAAUGCGUGCGCAAAUCACGCAAUGGUACGAGACUUGUGCGCAUGACGCGCCACGUCGUGGUGAUCUCCAGCGUCUGUGCGCUGUGCUGAAGCGCUGUGUGGAUGCAUAUGCGCUCGACAAGGUGCGCGGCGUGUUGUUGUGGUGGCGAGCACUCCUUCGUGUGCGACGUGCCGGGGACGCUUGGCUCGCCGCAUGCCGGGACACGGUCGAUGCAUUGCAGGCGUACGUCACGCACGUACACGGAGGGCCCAUGGACUUGAGUGACGAUCUCUGUCUGUAG